AUGAUUUUACUACAGCUAACUGUUAUGGGUUAUUUGAAUACUGGGAAAACUUCACUUAUAAAUUACAUUAUGAAUAAUGACAUUUACACUAACUACAUUCAUACAGAUUUGCCAACGGUAUAUUACAAGGUACACAAGGAGAAAAAAAGAAGAUUCUGUGUUGAGAUAGAAGACACAUCUGUUGACGUGGACAUGAAUAUUUUUACCAGCAUGUUGAGAAAGGAAAUUACAACUGACAAUAGAAACAUGAAAAAUCCAGUAUUCAGUUUAUUUGACAAACCUAGUAUUCCUUUUCAAGUGGGAGACGAAUAUAAUUCAAUUAGUUAUGGAAGGAUGGCUUACUUUUUAGUUUUCGAUCUCACAAACGAAUCUACUCUAGAAUACGUCAAGAUGAUUUACACAAGCAUGUCUAGUGUAUAUGAUCAAUAUUAUACCCUAAAACCGUUUAUAUCCCUUGUCGGGAAUAAAUAUGAUUUGGUAACUGAGGACUGUGAGGUAUUUAGACGGGCAGAAAAUUUUGCGAAUGAAAACAUGGUUCAGCUUUGGUUAACAUCCGCAAUUACGGGGAAAAACGUAAAAAAGUUGUUCACACACACGAUUAACAUGGUGUACAAUAAUACUAACUUGUGGAAAUACGACAUAGAAGAAUCUGGCUCAGAAUCUACAGAAAGUUAA
This is a messenger RNA of Plasmodium gonderi, 675 nucleotides long. Its product is annotated as GTPase. NCBI's taxonomy places the organism in Eukaryota, Apicomplexa, Aconoidasida, Haemosporida, Plasmodiidae. The transcript has 9 exons. Gene Ontology annotation, molecular function: GTPase activity; GTP binding. The coding region runs from base 1 to 675 and encodes 224 amino acids. The record is from RefSeq and is a predicted model, not a curated record.